AUGUACUGCAAAUCCCCCGUGCACCUGCCAAGCACUCGUCUCACGAAUAAUUACGGGAUACCUCGCACACAUUCUCCAUUUUGCAUCGCCCGUGUUCGCGUUUCUCGUUUGACUCCAUAUUCAUUCCACAUUUUCCUAUUUCCCCAUCCGUCUUGGCUCCACCUUCACAUCGUUCUCUUUUUCUUCUCCCCCACCCUCAUCUCCAUCUUCAUCUAUCUUCCACUACGUGUAUUUUCCUUCAUCCCCCCCUCUCGACCGAUCUCCAUCUUUGCCACCUACCUACUGCGCCGCUGCAGAUCCCCCCCAGUCACGACUCGAGACUCACAACUUGGCCGCUCCUCCGCCCUUGCUCUUUUACGGCAUACGCUCCGCUCCAUUCGACCUUGUGAACCCCAUCGCCUCAACCGACCAGACCGGUCAUUAAUCUCUACCUCCCUGCUCGAAAAUCACUGGGAACGUCACCCUGCCGCCGCACUUCUCUUGUCCGUCCCUCGGGAGCCUCACAUUGUUCAGGAUGUCGAUGAGAUAGCCUUUCUCCUCGCACGACUUUCCUUCCUCCCCUCCUUCUCCUACAAGGCGACAACCUACUCGUUUCAUACCGGCAGUCACGUCCGGCCAUCCGCCCUUCGACACAAAAUGGACUCGUGUGAAGGGGUUCUUCUCGUCCCCCCGGAGAGGGGUCAGCUUCUGGGUCGUGCCCUAUGGAAGGCCCGAUAUGUCAUCGUCGGAAGGCGCAAUGCCCACAAGCACCAGAAGAUCCAGACUCACGCUGGCCCCAGCAUGGCCCAGGUCAUGACCACUGCCUCCCGCAUGAACAGUGGUUCAAGCUCCAAAUCCCCGCCUGUUCAUUCCGUCGAAGACUAUGUCAUUUCCAUAUUCAAGGCCAAAGAUGACUGGGAUCCCGCCCACCAAUACCCCGUCAGCUCCGUGAUCGACUGCCAGGUCCAGAUGGUUGCUCAUCGCAAGCAGGGACCGGUACUUCCCACCCUCAUCGUCACUCUCAGCGACAAGGAACGUAAACGUCGUUCGAGCAGGGCCGCCGGUCUUAUCGCCAACAAGGAACCCACAACUUCGACCCUCUGGUUCCGUACCCCUCCCGACGACCAUCAUAUCAGCCUGCAUGACUGGGCCCGCUAUAUCCUCUCACGAAAAUUGCCAUCGAGCCCCGACAGUCCCGCCUCGCCUUCCUUCACCAAUCCUUUCCCCUCCCGCGCCCCUCAGAACAAUGAUUAUUACCCACGGCCCUCGAGCGGAAACAACCCGUCGCGUUCGGCCUUCUUCCACAAGACUUCGACACACGGCGGUCGAGAACGCCCGGUCACUUUCAGUUCCGAGUCCCCCAGCCUGCGGUCCAAGCGCAGCGACAUCUCCUCACCCUCGAGCGCCACGAAUCCGUCUCAGCUGGGCUACACCAUGCCCGACCUGAACCAGUACACCACCGUCCUGCCCUCCGACAUCCCUUCCCCUGUUACCUCGACAGGGAAGUACCACCAGGGAGAUCUGAUUGAAGGCUGGACCUCGGCACAGGGUCGUUCUUCUACCAUGAGCUCCCCUGCACGCGUUCGCGGCAGCGUGAGCUCGCAGGCCCAGCAACCCGGUACCUCGGCCACGGAUUCGAGCUCGCCGCCUGCCCCCCGCGAGACUAUUCUCGAUCGGGCCUUUCACCUACGGUACAUCCCGGGUUCCGAACGCGAAAUCCCCGGUGAGGAUAAGCUCAGCUCCUUGGCACGCUUCGACGCCCUCAUGCGCGAGGCGGAUCAGAAAAGACGACAGCACAAGCAGGCCGAGAUGACUGCGCAGAGUGCUUGGGAUUUGGACGAGUCCACGGACAACGAGGGCGACCGCGACGAAGACGACGAUGACGACGAUGACGACAACUUCGCACACGAGGCGGACGAGAACCGGCAGACUUUGAUCCCGCCCAAAGCACAGCGGGCCUUGGAAUUCCUCGUAGGCCGGCACGAGCCCGAGUCGUCCUUGGCUCGCCCAUCUGCUGCUCCUGCUGCUGCUGCUGCUGCUGCUGCUGCUGCUCACUCCUCGUCCACGGGCCACCACCAGCCGGCCAACUUCCAUGCUCCGUUGCAGGCGCCGUCACGGCCCCACACGGCGCACUCCAAGGUCCGGCCGAACAUCAGCCACCGAACGCAUAGCCAGCCGUACCUCAUGGCUAGAGAAAGGCCAGACGUAACCAGUGCCCCUUCACCCGGUAAGACAUCAUCCGAAGACGGGCCUGCGCGGCCCGGUGCGGAGAAGCGCAUGUCCACCUCCAGCGCCAAGCGACUGAGCUUCACCGAAUUCACCAAGCGUCUCUCCAGCACCAGCAGCUUACUUCUCGUCCAGACCAACGCGAGCGGCGGGAGCAGUCGCGAAAGCACCGAGUUCGACCGAAAUCCAUCACAAGCUCUGAAGGGUACUACGUCAAGUACUAGGCCUGCCGUCCCGCCGCGGCCUCGCCGUGACGCGGACCGCGAAGAUUGGGAGAAGCGCGGGAAUUGUGUCUGGGAGCUCGCUCCACCUGCUGCCUCGCCUCGCCUCGCCCUCCCUCACCACUUCUUCUCCAGUCCCUCCAAUGGGACUACUCAUGAUGACUUACGAUCGGAGAAGGGGCGGGGCCUGGCGUUUGAUGGGGACGACUUUGAUGCGAGCGAGGAGGGCAUGGACGGGUUUUCGUCCUCUCAUGGUGGCAUCUUGUAUGGUGUCUUGUUGUCAGUUGGAUUCCUGACCCGUGGUCACAUUAGAAAGUGA
Sodiomyces alkalinus F11 is the source of this 2745-nucleotide messenger RNA. RefSeq lists its product as hypothetical. The transcript has 12 exons. The record is from RefSeq and is a predicted model, not a curated record. Lineage: Eukaryota; Fungi; Ascomycota; Sordariomycetes; Glomerellales; Plectosphaerellaceae. Bases 1 to 2745 code for a protein of 914 amino acids.